UUGAGUCACCGAUUCAACCAACCUGUGCCGGCGGACUCGGCAUCUGCGACGACCGCGUGACAAACUCUCUCCCGUCUCCUUCCCAAACCCAAGCCACCUGUCCCUUCCCAAAUCCCGAUCGAAGCCCUAAGAAUCAAUCCCGAUUCGUUUCAAGAAACCAUAAUUGAAGUUGUAUUGCGACCCUUGCAACCGAUCUUUCGAGUUGGAGGAGGAGGAGGAGGAGGAGGGGCAGGAAUCGAUGGCGAGGAAGCCUAGCAGCAGCAGCUGCUGCACCAUCUGCGAGGGUUCCAAUCUGUCUUCCAUCUGCGCGUCGUGCGUUAAUUACAGAUUGAAUGAGUACAGCGUGUUGUUACGAUCGCUGACGAAUAUCCGGGAAUCCCUUUAUUCCAGGCUGAACGAUGAACUGGCGGAGAAGAGGAAAGCAACUCACCAAAGUAAUUGGAGAGUGACACACAAUGAGAAAAUCAGGAAGUUGAAGGAACAUCUAACCUGCUCGAAGAGGCAACUUGUAGAAGUGAAUGCUAAGGUUGUGGAAGCAUCAAACAAUUUGAAGUUGAGAUUUGACUCACUGGAUUCAGCUUUUGCAACAAUCAAGAACCAUAUGGGUUCGUUGGAUAAAUUGAAUAGUGAUCUUAUUUACAGCCAGUGCUUAGCCUAUAUGGCAAUCACGUCUGAACGUCUUCACAAACAGUCGAUGGUUAUAAGACAAAUCUGCAGGCUCUUCCCAAUGCGCCGGGUGAAUUUAGAUGGAGCAAAGGAUGGAUCAAAUGGUCCAUAUGACCAAAUUUGCAAUGCACGUUUACCCAGAGGACUUGAUCCACAUUCUGUUCCAUCUGAAGAGCUUGCAGCUUCCUUGGGGUACAUGGUCCAACUGUUAAAUCUUGUUGUCCCAAAUUUGGCUGCUCCAGUACUCCAUAAUUCAGGUUUUGCGGGUUCCUGCUCACUCGUAUGGCAACGAGAUUCAUAUUGGGAUGCCCGACCGUCCUCGCAGAGCAAGGAGUAUCCACUUUUCAUAUCACGACAGAAUUUCUGCCCUUCCAUUGUGGAAGAAAGUUCCUCUAACUAUGAUCUCUCUUCAAUGGAAUCAGAAAGAAAACCUUAUUUAGACACUUCCAGAAGUGGUAGCUUCAGUUAUUCCUGUGCCUCUCCACAUUCUCUGGAGACUCACAUGGAUCUGCAGAAAGGGAUAUCACUUCUCAAGAAAAGUGUGGCAUGCAUUACAACAUGCUGCUACAAUUCCUUAUGCCUGGAUGUGCCUUCUGAAGCAUCUACUUUUGAAGCAUUUGCAAAAUUAUUGGUUGCUUUAUCUUCUUCAAGGGAACUACAGUCAACAAGAAAUUCAUUGAAGAUGGCAUGCUCAAGGCCAGCAAAGCAAGCUCAUCAACUGAACAGAUCGGUGUGGGAUGAAAAUUCGAGGGUUCCAUCGAGCAGCUUCAUGGGGAGCAUGCAGACAACGGAAUCGUCGAACUCCGAUGCAAGCUUCGACUACUCUGCCGAGGUGACCGCGUCUGUGAACUCUGAAAGCCUUGUGGAAGGAUGGGACAUCGUGGAACAUCCUCGGCUUCCCCCACCGCAGUCGCAGGUUGAUGCCUCCUGCAACACAAUCUUCAGGUGAUGCGGCUGCAUUCAUUCUUUUGUAUGCACAAAGGAAUUGUCUAACCUUAUACAUUGUCAAUAGCAACUGAAUACAAUCACAUC
Molecule: messenger RNA, 1698 nt
Organism: Musa acuminata subsp. malaccensis (wild Malaysian banana)
Lineage: Eukaryota; Viridiplantae; Streptophyta; Magnoliopsida; Zingiberales; Musaceae
Biological process (GO): SNARE complex assembly
Cellular component (GO): endosome; lytic vacuole
Molecular function (GO): SNARE binding
Source: RefSeq, a predicted model, not a curated record